This is a messenger RNA of Mizuhopecten yessoensis (Yesso scallop), 3550 nucleotides long. Its product is annotated as integrator complex subunit 2-like. Gene Ontology annotation, cellular component: integrator complex. The transcript has 22 exons. The coding region runs from base 1 to 3426 and encodes 1141 amino acids. Gene Ontology annotation, biological process: snRNA 3'-end processing. Lineage: Eukaryota; Metazoa; Mollusca; Bivalvia; Pectinida; Pectinidae. The record is from RefSeq and is a predicted model, not a curated record.
AUGCAGUCCUCUCGGACACCUGUUAAACUUGAAGUAUUUCAGGCGAUGCAGGACGUGAAUGUUGUUGUUUUAAGUCGCCGCAGUGAACGCGAGCUGAGGCCGGUUUUGCCUUGCCUGGUUCGCAUGGCACUUUGUAAACCACUUGAUGAAAGUUCAUCAUGGACAAAGUCGCGAAAGGAAGUGCUUAAAAUCCUCAAUGGAAUAGAAGUGGUCAACAGCAUCGUCGCACUCCUCUCCAUUGACUUUAAUGCCCUUGAACAAGAUGUUAUCAAGGAACAGCAAUUGAGGUCAAAGUUCGGUGGGAGCCAGUCGGAGAGUGUGUUGAUAUCACAGCUACAGAGCGGGCCGGCUUUAGAGUUUGAGAGAAGCGACCCGGCACGCAGGAUACGUUUACUGCUUAGCGAACUACUCUUUGUUAUGUCACAAAUAAAGGAAACUCGAGCAGAAUUCUAUCAAAAACAAUCUGAGCUAUUUGAAAGUCAUGCUUACCUGGAGGAGUUGUCUGACGUAUUGUGUAUAGCUCAGGCAGAGUUACCAUCACUGUUGCCUGUUGUUGAGGUGGCUGAGGCACUACUUCAUGUCCCAAACGGAGGCUGGCUUCUGUGUCGACUCAUCAGCAACGCUCCAGAUUCCUUCAAGGAAGUGUGUGGGAGUUUGGUAGGAAGAGGCGAGAGACAGGAAGAAGAAAGUCUAGGUGGGCGUCGACGGAUGGAGCUUCUCCUUAGUCUGUGUGCCAUGAACCCGGGGGAAGCAUUCAAUAUCCGUGCCCUCUGUGUUGAGCACUGUACCAUGCCAGGGCUGGCUGUGUCACUGUCCUUGAAGAUGAGUGAGCUCAACAAGUCUGCCACCAUGGCAACCACAGACAGAACCAAUGAUAUGAUAGCUUUCAUCAGCGGCCUGUUGCUUGGUAACGACAUACCAGUGAGAAGCUGGUUCUCACUCUACAUUAAGGCCGGUCAAAAGAGAAAGCGUGAGCCCUCCACCUCCUCCCUCUACAGCCUCCGUCUGUGGCUCCUCGAACAACUCAUCUCCAUCCUCCCUGACAGUGGCACUUCCAUGUCAGAGUCAAGUGUCAUCCAAGCCAGUGCUUUUGUCCGCCUGUACUGCGCCUUGAAGGGCAUGGCCACUCUAAGGUUCUCAGAAGAAGAGAUGAAGUUGUUACUGCGUCUGGUGACCUCGCGACCCCCGCUGACUCCUGCUGGUGCUAGAUUUGUCUCCCUUGGACUGUGUAUGUUGAUAGCAUGUCCAUACUUACUGGGAAGCCCCGACCAAGAGAAGCAGGCCAUUGAAUGGAUUAGGUGGCUUAUGGGAGCCGAAAAAGAGUUUGAAAUGGAGGGAACUCAUGACUGUUCCUUCGGAGAGAUGCUGUUUCUCAUCGCUAUACACUUUCACAACAAUGCGACCCCUGCCAUCGCUGAUCUGGUGUGCAACACUCUGGGCAUGAAGAGUGCUGUAAAAGCCAAUGCCUUGGCCCGAAUGAGACAGAUAUUUACACAAGAGAUCUUCACAGAACAGGUUAUUACCUCGCACGCUGUGAAGGUUCCAGUCACAAUCAAGCUAAACGCCAACAUGACAGGCUACCUGCCCAUCAACAGCGUGUACCAGCUUCUCCGGAGCCGAGCUUUUUCCAAACAUAAGGUCAACAUCAAGGAUUGGAUUUAUCGUCAAAUCCGGGUUAGUGCCUGCCCCCUACACCCUCUCCUGCCCCUUCUAGUCGAGGUCUACGUCAACUCCAUCGUGGUCAAGAGUACCAAAACUGACCACCUCAAUGAGCCAAUGACCGAUGAGGAAGUGCUGGCCAUCUACCAAGAAUCAGUGUUCAAUACAGGAAUCGAUAAAAUGGAUACGGACGACGGGGGCGGGGACGGUACGGGAAGUCUGACGCCCCAGCUGUUAAUGUUAUAUUACAUUCUGCUGUACGAGGACACCAUUCUUAACAGCAUGAAGAUCAUUGUGUCGUCACACAGAGAGGUGAAGUCUUACCCGGACAGAUUACUGUCCCAGAUCCCAAUUAACUACCUGUUACAGCAGGCACAGACACAGCAGCACCAGUAUGCUGGCCUCUUCUCACCGCUCCUCAGGUUACUAGUGACUCACUACCCCCAUCUGUGUGCUGUGGAAGACUGGCUUCAGGAGAUCAUGGUACAAGACCGACAUCAUAAAGAGUGGUCUCCCCUUAGUCAGACUAACUGUACUGUAGCAUCUCUCAAUGCAGCCCUACAGGAGGUGGAAUCUCAUCCGACUAACGCAGUGGUCCAGCUUCAGGCUCUACUCAGGAAGACGACAGCCAAUCUGCUGCCAUUCUCCGAUACACUAGUGGCAAGCCUGCCGGUGUUACUCAGUCCCGGGGUUCCAAGGCGUGUCCAGGAUAUGGUGAAAACUGCCUGGUUUAAACUACACACAAUCAGUCCACGAAUGUUGCGUUUGGCGACGGUGAACGCCAUGACAUCAAUUGAUGGGAAGUUUACUCCGAAUAGAUUCACCUACACGGAAAAUGAUAUCACUGUAGAUCCUUUCAUUGUACUGAGGUGUAGCCCUAAGGUAUUUAGGUGUCCGCCUAUCCUUGAAGUAAUGUUACGGGUCCUGGACGCCUACGUCCAGGGAUGUCGAGUCUACCUACAAAAUCACAUGACCACCAAUCCAAUUCUCGAUCAUGCAAGUCACAAUGAGACGGAACGACGCGACCUAAAGAAUGCACUCAUCGCUGCGCAGGAGAGCGCUGUGGUACAGAUACUGCUCGAGUGCUGUCUCUCUCUACCGGAGGAACAGGGGGACCAAGGUUUGCUCAACAAUCGACGCGAGGUCCAGUGUAUCGUCUGUCCAUUCAUCCAUCAGAUGUUCAUCUCCGACCCGAACCUGGCGAAGCUCGUACAUUUCCAAGGUUACAGUGAUGAGAUUCUACCUGUAGCGGUGGCCGGGAUUCCUUCCAUGCACAUAUGUUUGGACUUCGUACCAGAACUUCUCAGUCAGCCUCAGAUAGAAAAACAGAUCUUUGCCAUCAAGCUGAUGUCUCACCUUUGCUGUCACUAUGCACUGCCCAAGACUCUGAGCGUGGCCAAGCUAGUGAUGAACGUCAUGUUUACAAUGAUUGAAGUGCUUGACGGUCAGUGUCGUGCCAAGUUUCUGGUGGAGACUGUUCCGUGCCUGGUGCGAGUUUGCCAGGCGUUCCCUCCGCUGUGUGAGGACGCAACCACUCUCCUCGGACAAGUUGGACGUAUCUGUAUUUCACACCUAACCUCCUCCAGCAACGUCCUGGGCUCGGAGCUUAUUGACCCCGAUAACAAGUCGGGCCCCGCUUCCAAUAGCCAAAGGGAAGGUCCUCAGGCCGGGCUCACAGCCCAGUAUCAAAGACUGUACAAAACUAUACAGACCACAUUCUCCGGCCUGGUCAGGAAAGCACUGGUCACUCGCAACAUCUACUCCUGAUGGUCACUCACACCAGUCACUCACCACAUCUCACAACGGUCAUUAUUCAUCAUUUUUACACAUCAGCGACACUCUUGUUAUAUAUAUGUAUUUCUUUAUACAAAUUGUUGAAAAUAAAAACUGA